Thecamonas trahens ATCC 50062 is the source of this 847-nucleotide messenger RNA. RefSeq lists its product as uncharacterized. The record is from RefSeq and is a predicted model, not a curated record. The transcript has 2 exons. NCBI's taxonomy places the organism in Eukaryota, Apusomonadida, Apusomonadidae. The coding region runs from base 26 to 847 and encodes 273 amino acids.
GACAAGCUCGACGGCAACAGCGGCAAUGUCGGCGACGUUGGUCGAGCUGAGGGCCGAGACGCAGCGGAAUUUGACGGUGUGUGCCGAGCUGGAGGCCAAAAUCGCGCGCGAGCACGAGUCGCAGGCCAAGAUUGCCGCUAUCAACGAGCAGCUGCGGGCCGACAUUGCGGCGACAAACGCGCUGCUGGCGUCCAAGGCGUCGCAGCUUCAGAGCGAGCUGAACUCGGCCGCACAGAGUCCGGCGGGAGCGCAGCUGUUUGCGCACCACGGACAGCAGCAAGGCGUCGGGGUGGCGCCCGAGACAGCGGCACAGGACAUGGCGGCCAAGCUGGCUGCGAUCGAUGAGCUUCGGGCGCAGGUGCUGGCGUCGUAUGCGGCACCCGCAAUGGUACCAAGUCCGCAUGUGGCUGGCCCGCAGGCGCCGAUGGCGCAACCGGGCUGGCCCGCACAGCCGGGUGCCGGGUGGCAAGGCGGGUGGCAGGGCGGAUAUGCAGUGGCGCAGCCGGCGGCGGCGCCGCGGCCGGCGCGGCCGUCGCUGCUGGAUCGCGACGACCUGCGAGUCUCGCGGCAGCUGCUCGAGUCGCGGACUAGGGUGUUGGAGCACGGACUGGGUGGCGGGCCGCGGCCGUCACCGGCGCCGCGGACGCUCCUGCCAUCAUCGUCGCGCAGCGGGCACAGGCCACACUCGCCGCCGCGCCGGCCGCGGCUUGGCCUCAAUCCGCCGCUCGGCUCGGUGACAACCAAGGAGUCGUCGGCGUCGAUCCGGGCCAAACGACUGCUCCCGUCGGCGCUGCUCCGGGCGUCGUACGAGGCCAUGCCGUCGGAGCGCUCACGGCUCAAGCCUUAA